Indicator indicator is the source of this 1674-nucleotide messenger RNA. RefSeq names its product solute carrier family 24 member 3 (gene SLC24A3). NCBI's taxonomy places the organism in Eukaryota, Metazoa, Chordata, Aves, Piciformes, Indicatoridae. The transcript is spliced from 15 exons. Gene Ontology annotation, biological process: calcium ion transmembrane transport; intracellular calcium ion homeostasis. Gene Ontology annotation, cellular component: membrane. Bases 82 to 1674 code for a protein of 530 amino acids. Gene Ontology annotation, molecular function: calcium, potassium:sodium antiporter activity; calcium channel activity. The record is from RefSeq and is a predicted model, not a curated record.
CAUGAAUUCCCCAAUGACAUCUUCACAAAUGAGGACAGGAGGCAUGGAGCUGUGGUCCUGCACGUCCUUUGUGCCGUGUAUAUGUUUUAUGCUUUGGCAAUUGUCUGCGAUGAUUUCUUUGUCCCUUCGUUGGAGAAGAUUUGUGAACGCUUGCAUCUUAGCGAAGAUGUGGCUGGGGCAACUUUCAUGGCAGCGGGAAGCUCUGCUCCUGAGCUGUUUACAUCUGUCAUAGGUGUUUUUAUCACAAAAGGAGAUGUAGGCGUUGGAACCAUCGUAGGCUCGGCUGUGUUUAACAUUCUCUGUAUUAUUGGCGUGUGUGGGCUUUUUGCAGGACAGGUGGUUGCACUGUCAUCGUGGAGUCUCUUGAGGGAUUCAAUCUACUAUACACUGUCAGUUGUUGCACUCAUUGUGUUUAUUUAUGAUGAAAAAGUUUCCUGGUGGGAGUCCUUGGUCUUGGUGCUGAUGUACAUCAUCUACAUCAUCAUCAUGAAGUACAACUCAACCAUACAUCACCUGUUCGAAAGGAAGACCAAAAACUCUGCCAAUAUGGUGAACGGUUUGGCAAACAACACAGAGAUGGAUGACAGCAGCAACUGCGACGCCACAGUGGUGUUACUAAAGAAAGGAAACUUCCACCGUAAAGCCUCAGUGAUUAUGGUGGAUGAGCUGCUGUCUGCCUACCCACACCAGCUUUCAUUUUCUGAGGCUGGGCUCCGGAUCAUGAUAACCAGCCACUUCCCUCCCAAAACACGGCUCUCCAUGGCCAGCCGCAUGCUGAUCAAUGAGAGACAAAGGCUGAUCAACAGCAGGACUUACACCAAUGGUGAGUCAGAAGUAGCAAUCAAAAUCCCUAUCAAGCACGUGGUGGAGAACGGAACAGGCCCCAGCAACUCGGGCGAGCGGGGCGUGAACGGCACGCGGCGGGACGAGGACAUCGCCGAGGCUGGGAAUGAGACCGAGAACGAGAACGAGGACAAUGAGAACAACGAGAACGAUGAGGAAGAGGAGGAAGAUGAUGAUGACGAUGACCAAGAAGGGCCAUACACACCUUUUGACCUACCCACUGGCAAGAUAGAAAUCUUGAAGUGGCUCUUCACAUGGCCAUUGAGUUUUGUCCUGUACUUCACAGUGCCCAACUGUAACAAACCCCACUUGGAAAAAUGGUUCAUGGUUACCUUUGCUUCUUCUACCCUCUGGAUUGCAGCUUUCUCCUACAUGAUGGUGUGGAUGGUGACAAUCAUUGGUUACACACUGGGAAUUCCAGAUGUGAUCAUGGGCAUCACAUUCUUGGCAGCUGGAACCAGCGUGCCGGACUGCAUGGCAAGCCUGAUCGUAGCGAGGCAAGGUAUGGGAGACAUGGCUGUGUCCAACUCCAUUGGAAGCAAUGUUUUUGAUAUUUUAAUUGGCCUGGGCCUCCCAUGGGCUUUGCAGACCCUAGCAGUGAAUUAUGGAUCAUAUAUUCGGUUAAACAGCAGAGGACUUAUCUAUUCUGUCGGUCUCCUGCUGGCAUCUGUUUUUGUCACAGUUUUUGGCGUCCACAUGAACAAAUGGAAACUGGAUAAGAAGCUAGGGUGUGUGUGCCUUUCCCUUUACGGCAUCUUCCUCUGUUUCUCCAUCAUGACAGAGUUCAAUGUUUUCACUUUUGUGAACUUGCCCAUGUGCAGAGAUCACUAA